ACCGCAACACUUCCUGGUAGAAUUCUCACCAGAGGCGAACCACACAAGCUAAACAAUUGUAUCAGCUUUUAGACAACAACUAUUAAUGUAGCGCAAAUACUGUUCAGCAAUAAUGAUUCCGUACACGGUCAACAUCAAACUCGCGGCCCGGACGUUGACUGGCACUCUAAACUUGCAGAAUAAAACCGCUGUAGACUGGGGUUGGCAGGGGCUGAUUGCUCAGGGAUGUCACUCCAGUAUUCUCAUCAUCGAUCCAAAGACGUCUCAGACCAUCCAGGUUUUGGAGAGGCACAAAGCUAAUGUGGUUAAGGUGAGAUGGUCAAGGGAAAACUACUACCACAACGUGAGCUCUCCUUACUGUCUGCGGCUGGCUUCAGGAGAUGCCUCGGGGAAGAUCAUAGUGUGGGAUGUGGUCAGCGGCACCGCCCAUUGUGAGAUCCAGGAGCACUCCAAACCCAUUCAGGACUUGGAGUGGCUGUGGAAUCAGGAUGCGUCCCGUGACCUGUUGCUCGCCAUCCACCCUCCCAACUACAUCGUCUUGUGGAACGGAGACACGGGCACCAAGCUGUGGAAGAAGAGCUACGCCGAGAACAUCCUCUCCUUUUCUUUUGACCCCUUUGACUCCUCCAACAUGGCAUUGCUGACCAGCGAGGGAAUAGUCUUCAUCACAGACUUUUCCCACUCCAAACCACCGGGCAAUGCCGGCAAAAAGGUCUACAUUGCCAGCCCCCACGCAAGCCCCGCCCACACCAAGCCUGCCCACACUGCCGCACCGGUCCCCACCGGCGCCAAGAAGGCCCUCAACAAGGUCAAAGUGCUCAUCACCAAUGAGAAACCCACUGCGGAGGCAGUGACGUUGAACGACUGCCUGCAGCUGUCCUACCUGCCAUCCAAGAGGAACCACAUGCUGCUACUUUAUCCCAGAGAGAUCCUCAUCCUGGACCUGGAGCUCAGCCAGACGGUGGGCGUGGUGGCCAUCGAGCGCUCCGGGGUGCCCUUCGUUCAGGUGAUCCCCUGCGCUCAGCGCGACGCCCUCUACUGUCUCCAUGAGAACGGGUGCAUCAGCCUCCGAGUGUGCCGCUCCACCAUCACCCCAGAGGAAACGACAGACCCCGAGCAGAAUGUGUACGAGCUCAUGUAUGACCUGCGUUCUCAGUGCGAUGCCAUCCGAGUCACCAAGACAGUCCGGCCGUAUCGCAUGGUCAUCUGCCCCGUCAACGAAAACAACGCUGCGCUUAUGGUCAGCGACGGCAGAGCCAUGCUGUGGGAGCUGAAAGCCCACAAAGGAAAGGCUGCUGUCAAUCCUAGUUCCGGUCUGUUGCCGCUCUACACCCCUGUGUCGUUCUGUGGAGCGCCGCUGGGUCCAAACCAGAAAAGGAUUCAGGAUCUCUCUCUCAACAGCAUGAUUGGCCAGACCUUGAUAGCCGGUGAGGCUCUUUCUCCAUCCAACCAACAAGAGGUCCAGUUAAAGUUCCUGCUGACGGGCCUGCUGUCUGGUCUGCCGCUGCCACCAUUCGCCCUCCGCAUGUGUCCACCUCUUACUACCAAAAACAUCAACAACUACCAACCCCUGCUGGCUAUCGGCACCAGUAACGGGUCUGUGCUGGUCUACAACCUGACCAGUGGUCUCCUCCACAAAGAACUCAGUGUCCACUCAUGUGAAGUCAGGGGCAUCGAAUGGGUGAGUCUGACCAGUUUCUUAUCUUUUGCCACUUCUGCUCCCAACAACAUGGGCCUGGUGCGAAAUGAACUGCAGCAUGUUGACCUGCCUACUGGAAGAUGCUUUGCAUUCAGAGGCGAGCGAGGAAACGAUGAGCCGCCCAUUGAGAUGAUUAAAGUGUCUCAUCUCAAACAGUACCUGGUGGUGGUGUUCAGAGACAAACCCCUAGAGCUGUGGGACACCAGGACCGGGACACUUCUCCGGGAGAUGGCGAAGAACUUCCCCACUGUGACAGCAUUGGAGUGGUCCCCGUCCCACAACCUGAAGAGCCUGAAGAAGAAGCAGAUGGCAGCGAGGGAGGCCAUAGCUCGGCAGACGGUGUCGGACGCGGAGCAGAGUAGUGUUGAGUCCUCGGUAGUGAGUCUGCUGCAGGACGCAGAGAGCAAGUCAGAGUCCAGCCAGGCCAUCUCAGCCAGGGAGCAUUUUGUAUUCACUGACAUGGACGGGCAGGUCUACCACAUCACCGUGGAGGGCAACACUGUCAAAGAUGGUGCACGAAUUCCCCCUGAUGGCAGCAUGGGUAGUAUCGCCUGCAUCGCCUGGAAAGGCGACACCCUGGUGCUCGGGGACGUGGACGGCAAUCUCAACUUCUGGGACCUCAAAGCUCGUUUGUCCAGGGGUAUUCCAACACAUCGUGGCUGGGUGAAGAAGAUCCGCUUCGCCCCGGGGAAGGGCAACCAAAAGCUGCUGGUGAUGUACACUGAUGGAGCAGAGGUCUGGGAUACCAAAGAGGUCCAAAUGGUGAGCAGCAUGCGGAUCGGGCGCAACGUGAACUACCGCAUCUUGGACAUUGACUGGUGCACGUCAGACAAGGUGGUGCUGGCCUCUGACGACGGCUGCAUCCGAGUGCUGGAGAUGGCCAUGAAGUCCGCUAGCUAUCGCAUGGAUGAACAAGACCUGACCGAUCCAGUGUGGUGUCCUUACCUGCUGGUUCCCCGAGCUGCCCUGACUCUCAAGGCGUUCCUUCUGCUGCAACCCUGGUCAGGAACCUUCACCAUGGACAUCACUCAAGUAGACUACAAUGAGAAAGACGAGAUAAAAGGGCUGAUCCAGGAGCAGCUCAACUCCUUGUCUAAUGACAUGAAGAGCGUGCUGCAGGACCCGGAGCUCAGCCUGCUGCAGCGCUGCCUCCUGGUCUCACGGCUGUUCGGAGACGAGUCUGAUCUUACCUUCUGGACAGUUGCGGCCCACUACCUCCAGUCGUUUGCCAAGGCUCGCCAGCUGAGUGUGUCCACUGCGGAGGGUCAGGCGAGUGAAGCAACCAAGCCUUCACCUCAGAGCCACCUGGACAUCUGCCAUGAUGUCCUGUGUGAGAGCUCUUACUUCCAGAAGUUCCAGUUGGAUCGGGUUCACCUGCAGGAGGUCAAGCGCUCUAGUUAUGAACACACUAAGAAAUGCGCCGACCAGCUCCUUCUGCUGGGUCAGACGGACCGGGCAGUGCAGCUGCUGUUGGAGACGAGCGCCGACAACGCCAGCUACUACUGCGACUCCCUCAAGGCCUGCCUCGUGACCACCAUCACCUCCUCAGGCCCCUCGCAGUCCACCAUCAAGCUGGUGGCCACCAACAUGAUCGCCAACGGCAAGCUAGCAGAGGGAGUACAGCUGUUGUGUUUGAUUGACAAGGCAGAGGAUGCUUGUCGCUACCUGCAGACCUACGGGGAGUGGAACCGCGCCACCUGGCUGGCCAAGGUGCGUCUGAGCCCAGCAGAGAGCUCAGAUGUGCUGAAGCGCUGGGCAGAGCACCUGUGCUCCUCGCAGGUCAACCAGAAGUCCAAAGCCAUCCUGGUGCUCCUUUCCCUGGGCUGCUUUUACAAAGUGGGAGAGAUGCUCAACAAUAUGAGGCACUUUGAUCGCGCCGCCCUCUUCAUCGAAGCUUGUCUGCAGCACGGGGUGAUGGAGGCCAACGACUCGUCCAAUAAAGUUAUCAAGACGUCAUUUGUGGAGUACGACCGGCUGCUGCGCUCACUGGGCCUGCGGGAGGGCGCCGCUCUGUGGGCGUCGCGGGCCGGCAGCGCCGGGGAGGAGCUGAUGGAGGAGCUGUUCCAGGGGGAUGGAAGCAGUGCGCCAGAACCCACUCUUGGCGAGGAGGGGGACGCGCUGGGCCAACUGAGCACCGAGUGACCUCGGAUGACGUACUUCUUCGGUGCACGUCGGGGGAGUCGGCCGGUCAUUCCAACUUCAAUGUGAAUUCACUUUGUGUCGACGUCCACAGGAACGUCUCCACAUCAUGGGGAGAGAGGAGAGAUGAGGAAGAGGAGAGGUUUCCUCUGUGUGAAGUCCGUCACUGGAGUCUGUCUGUGACUGUAAUGACAUUUUCUUGAUGUUUGGUUUGACCCGUGUGUGUUUGUGCUCAUGUGUAUGCAUGUAACAGCCCCAAAAGAAACACACUCCUGUGUGAAGUAAUCCCCAUCGCUGAUAUCGCUGGGUUUUGUUGAUGAAUUUACCUCCUUAGAUUGUUUUUUUUUUUUAAAUGGUUGCUGGUUAAGCUUUAUGUUGUGUGCCUGUAUGAAUAUCUUCAAAGUACAGUUGUAGCUCCACAGGUUUAAUUUGCCUUUUUGUUGCUGAGAUUACAUAUGGCAUAAUUAAUUGAUCCUUAAAAUAAUAAGUCCCUAUUUCACACACACACACGCGCACGCACACACACUUUUCUACUCCCUGCAUACUUAAUGACUGAAUUCCAAAAUGAGUCUUGAGUUCCGUUGAUUUCACCAAAAACACCACAUUAGUUGAACGAUAACGUGGAUUCCUUUCUUGAAAUGGAGACCCAAUCAUUUUCAGACACCCAGCAGACCGGCCAUUAAGUCCACAGCAGGUGGUGCUGCGUAAGUGACAGACCAAAGCUGUAGCUGCUGGACGGCAGUAGAGUCAGUUAGCCAGGCCGCCCCGUGCUUAUGAGACACUUAUUCCUAUAUUAUCUUCCUGAACAGCGGAGAGGCAUCGGGCCGGAGCCACCUGAGUGAUACCAUUUAAUUAGUUUGUGUAGGAUCCAGUUAAAUAGAUGGUGGUUAAUCCAUUCCAUUAAUCCAAAUGGAAUUUUUAAUUUCUGACUCGUAUUGAGACUCAAAGGGAUACUUUGCUGUCUGUUCUUUGAUGUUGUAUAAUGAGCUUGUUCUCUGGCGGGCCUCUUACAAGAAGAGCUGUCAGGGCGCGUUGUAACUCGUUUUAAUCCGACCUCCGAUGGAUCCUUUACACACAAAUCCUAAUCUGUGCCGCUUUCACUGUUGCUCACAUCGCGAUGACAGAAGCUUGACACGCAGUUUGAGAAAUAGUUUAGAACUUGGCGCCAUAUCUCUUCUGCUUCUAAAUAUCGACUGAUCAUCGGAAAUCAUCUGCGUGACAAUGCAAAGUCUUUGGUAACUGUGUGUGUCCCAUUGCCUUGUAACGUGUUUAGUUGUCCUGAAACAAGACGGUAACCUUUUUUGUGUGGUAUUGUGUUUCAUAAACACUUCAGUGCUGUUUCUCUUGUUAUACUUGACCCCCCAGGCGGUAUCACCAUGGCAACCCUGGCCUAUUUUAGGAGACUUGAUGUCGUUCCUGCAGAUCCAUUCCACACCCACUAUCAUAUACUGUAGGAUCCUGUAUAGAAUCGCACAACCCGGCAGAUAAUCAGCUGUAGUUCACCUGACACAGUAAUGAGAUAGCAAUGUGCACUGUUCUGGAGUGGGAUUUACACUCUGCUGCUUUUCUUUCUACUGUAGUGUGUGUUCAUUGUUUGUACAGUGAUACCAGUGCUUUAAACUCUAUAAAUAUUCUAAGAGAAAGAAGAAAAAAAAACAGAUAUAUGUAUAUAUGGAUGGCAAUAAAAUCGAUAUUAUUAACUUUA
Messenger RNA from Cyclopterus lumpus (lumpfish), 5543 nucleotides. Its product is annotated as WD repeat-containing protein 11-like. The record is from RefSeq and is a predicted model, not a curated record. Gene Ontology annotation, cellular component: cytoplasm. NCBI's taxonomy places the organism in Eukaryota, Metazoa, Chordata, Actinopteri, Perciformes, Cyclopteridae. Gene Ontology annotation, molecular function: protein binding.